This is a messenger RNA of Pelobates cultripes (western spadefoot toad), 16759 nucleotides long. The record is from the annotation of a GenBank genome assembly. NCBI's taxonomy places the organism in Eukaryota, Metazoa, Chordata, Amphibia, Anura, Pelobatidae.
CUUCACUACUCCCCCUUCUCCUUGGCAUUGACAUCUUGACUCCGCCCUCAUGUCCCGAUUGGCUAUCUCCGUCAGCUUCUCGAUGUGAUUGGUUCUCCGGAUUGCCCCGGAGAAGAUGGCGGCGGUGAGAGCAGUAAGGAGCUGGAACCGGUCAUUAGGCCGUUUGGUGAGCAACCAGAGGGCGUUUCUUCUCAUUUUAUUAAUAGCUCAUGGCCUGAUAACAAUGAUAUAUUAUCGGUGUUAGUGUGUAAAUAUGGCCUGCGGCAGGGGUCCUCAAACUCCGGCCCCCCAGAUGUUGCUGAACUACAACUCCCAUGAUUCUUUGAAUUACAUAGAUAGCCAGAGAAUCAUGGGAGUUGUAGUUCAGCAACAUCUGGGGGGGCGGAGUUUGAGGACCCCUGGCCUGGGGUAAGGGCACAGUCCAUGCCAUGCUGUGCCUGGAUAUAGAGCACACAGCAUGCAAUCUGCUCUGUGAGGACAGGCAGCACAGGAUACAGUGAGAGGACUCCAACUCCCAUCAUGCUAAGGCACCAGGAGCUGUGUGAGCACUCUGGGGUGUGCUGGACUAGCUGUCAGUGUCAUUAUAUAAUGUAAAGGUCAACUCAUCAUCAUUAUCAUCAUCAUUGUUUGUAGUACUGUCUGCCUUAACAAUGUGAAUAAACUCUGAUUAAUUAAAAUAAUAAUCAUUCUGAUUAACUGUGUUUUAUUCUCCUGGGCUGCUUUCUCACACUACAUUGGUUCCUCUUUAAAUAAUCAAAGCUAUUCCCUAAAUGUGAGACAAAACAGCCCAAUUGAAAACAAAAGUGACUUAAUGUCUCCAUACUGGCCGUCCUGGUCCAAAAUGGUAAAUUCAUCGAACUCUGAAGUCCAGGUGGCAAAAUGUAAGCUGAAAUUACCUGGCUGUGACUGUAAUUGAGUUUUAGAGUUUUUCCAGAUAAAGGCAUUGUAUGAUCAAUGUUGCCAUUAAGAUUUCUGCUCGCUUCAAUUCAGAAUUCUUGGGAACAGCCCUGCGUGAAUUCUUUGCAAUUCACACACUCUUGUGAAUUACCUGAGAAUUGUUUUCUUACCUGCAACAUACUGCAGGAUGGCGCUAUGUUGCCUGCCAUGAAUAUCCAGGGAAACGUGUGUUGCAGCAAUGCUGUCACUGAUACGAUAACCUGUUUUGUUUCCUUUAGGUCAAUUUCUGGGACCUGAGUUCAAACAGCAGGAUUCCAUUGGUCAGAUUAUCACACCACCUCCUGUCUCACUCUGGAGUCCUGCGCAGUUCACACUACAGGCUAUUCAGGACUUCAUCUGGUAAAUAAUGUUGCGUGUAUGUUGCCUCUCCGUUCUCCACUUUGAUUGCAUGCAAUCAGUCUUGACAUUCGCUUUAUUUGUGUAGCGAUGGAAUGCUGUAGAUUUGUAUGUUUAUUUACUUUUAAAGUUGUAUGGUAAGAGCUUCAUGGUUUUAUUCACCUCUUACUGCACUUUCAUUUUGCCCUCACACUCCAACUUUAAGCAUUGAGAUUGGCAGUCUACUAUUUUAGAGCAAAACACGUCACCAUACAGAAACAUGUUAAGUAGGUUUUACUGAGUCUUGGUUUCUGGAAGGCUCCCCGUACUAUACAGUCUGUGUUUUUUCAUGUUGCGUGCACACUGUCCGUCUUUUAUUCCUUUGCAUUAAUUCUUCCUCAUUAACUAUCUUUUUGGGUGCAUCCAUUACAUCUCCAUGUUACCUCUCAUGCAUGCAGUUCAUUUUUUUCAAAUUUGUUUUGCAUGUACCCGCUCCAUACUAGUGAUGGUGAUAGCUCUCUGGUGAUGGUCGUUCUGAAGAUUCAGCUAGAGUAUCCCCCCUCAGGAACUGCACCUUUUGAGGGUAAAACAUAAAUGGGGUUUACUGAGGAAACAUAAAGACAUUUAGUGGGUAGGAAGACCAUUUACACUUAAUCAUUUCUAAUAUCAGCAUGUAAUCUACAUCCCUUCACAAUUAGCCAUACAUUCUGUAUUUGAUAGACUGAACGGUGUGUGCAUUCUAAAUUCUGUUCCAUCAACCUGCACCAGCCUCUGUAUAUUCUAGUUCAAGUGCCAGACUACUGAAAUGCAUAAAAAUACAUAAUUUUGUUGAAGCACGCUGUCAAAAAAGAGGGAUUUGUUUCCCAUGCACCUCAUUACCUGAUUUUAAUAUUGUAGUCCAAUAUCCAUAAAAUGCAGGUAACAUUGUUACCUACUCCACGAUUUUCCCACCGGUUUCUGCCCACGUGAAACUCCACAUGGGUGCUUACCCUACAUUGCAUCUUCUACUUGUCUUAUUACAAUAACCAGUGUAUUUCAUAUGUUUACACAGUUGUGAAUGGUAAGAUUUUGCAGUUCAAGCUCUCGGACAUUGGAGAAGGGAUCACAGAAGUUACUGUAAAAGACUGGUAGGUCAAUUUUAUUUUUGUUGCCAACACCAAACAUCAAUGAACCUGUUUAGCUUUUCUCAGUCAGGCUUGUUGAUGGACAUAUCAUAAAAUAACUUGAUGUCUCUUUAAAGAAAUACAAUGAUCUAUUAUUCGGGAUGCAGCAUGUUAUUUGGGGGUAUGGUGGAUGCACACACUACUUACUACCUGUCUUUUAUUUUAUUUUAUUUUUUUGGUAUGUAAUGUGGAGGUGACUAUCCUGGUGCCAGUAGCGUUCAUCAUUUUUCAUAGUUGAACCCAAUUCAAGUGCAGUAAUUUAUCUCAAAUUCGGUUCCUCUUUUGUCUUUGCAGUCAAUGGAAAACUAGUUUUUGAGACACAUCGGUUUGUGCAUAUGUACUUAUUUUUUAUUGAGCUGUCUGAAAUCUUAUUACGUUUGGAGCAUUCUAAAUUCCCAGACAUUUUAAGAAUAUAAAAUGUACUAUUUCUAUUUUUUAACAAAAGCAGUGUAGGUGUGAAUAAAUCUGCCAUGUUUAUAUAAAACCAAUUUGGUUCCAAACCUGCGCGUUUGUAUGUAAAUUGCAUAAAAUCACAUAUCUGCACUCGGUCAUUGGCCUGCCUAGUAAGUUAGCUGGCCUUCGAUGACUGAAACUUCCAUCUGCCUCACUUCCUAACCUUGAUUGUGAUAUAGCCCAGUGUCUCGUACAUAUUGUCUUUAAAUUGUGAAAGAGAGCCAGUGGAUAAAGGAUUGUAUGAUAAUGGAAAAGCUAUGCCUCCAAAUGGAUAUUCCAAGUAUUUACAAGAUUCUGACACACACUUAACACAUUAAGCCACCUGAUAGUUAUUCACUAAAAACCAGGAAGUAAACAGAAAAUACCAAAGUAUAGGCUAAAAUAGCUGAGUUAGAGUAUGCUUCCAAUUCUGCCAUUUUGGUCUAAAAUGUGCAAUAUCUGGUUCAGUGAAUAAUCUUGAGGGUAAGGUAUUGAAAGGUUGUUGUUUUUUUGUAAAUCUUUCUUUUAAUAUGGCAUUUGCGUCACAUUUUACAGAAUAGAAAAAAGGAGUCGUAUCAGAUAAACAUAAAACAGGAGUAUCAACGUAUAACGGAGUAACGAAGGCUGCCACAUUUUUAUAAUAAAAAGACAAGGUACCGUAUAUCAGGCUAGAAAAUUAUUAUAAAAUAUUAAAGGACCACUAUAGUGCCAGGAAAACAUACUCGUUUUUUCUGGCACUAUAGUGCCCUGAGGGUGCCCCUACCCUCAGGGUCCCCCUCCCACCCGGCUCUGGAAGGGGGAAAGGGGUAAUAACUUACCUUUUUCCAGCGCUGGGCGGAGAGCUCUCCUCCUCCGGCCCGACUACCUUCCCUACUGCUGGACGCGACGCUGCCAAGGGUAAAGAGCUGCGCCACAGACUAGUCAGAAACCAUAGGAAAGCAUUUAUAAUGCUUUCCUAUAUGUUGGAGCGCGUGUUUCCUUUACCGUGAUUUUCACAGUGAGAAGUUAUCGCAGCGUUUCCUAGUGGUCAAUGAGACAGCCACUAGAGGAUUAGGGGGAAGGCUUAACCCAUUCAUAAUUAUAGCAGUUUCUCUGAAACUGCUAUAAUUAUGAAAAAAUGGGUUAACCCUAGAAGGACCUGGCACCCAGACCACUUCAUUAAGCUGAAGUGGUCUGGGUGCCUAGAGUGGUCCUUUAAGGUAACUGCGUGCAACAAGAGUAAAACAUUCAUGUCUAAUUGCUACCUGUAAGGUGAUAUGGCUUAAUUGGGAUAUGAGUAGUACAAGCUGCAUAGUUAUGUAACAAACUAGAGCUGAGACAUAUAGCUUAUAGUUUAAAACGAGUAAUGCCUAUAUCUCAGUGAAGAUGAUAAAAGGAAAAUAAAACCACAUGUAGUGCAAGCAGGAUGGUAAUCAUGUCAGUGAUAAAACAAAAAAGGUGGAGAAACAAGGUUAUGAUGUACUAACUGACAAAUAAAUGCCCCCCUUUUUGUUUUUAAGUAUAACGAGUAUAAACAUGCUAGGUAGUUGUGUCAAGACCAAUAACAAAGUUAUAACUCAAACAUCAUAGGAAAAGCUGUCUCUAUUCCAUGGUUUAUAGGUAUUUAGGUAAAAGUUUAUGUGACUUGGUGAAGGCUUUGCAUGUCUGCGGUAUACAUAUGAAGGGUCUAAGUAUAUAAAUUUUUACAGCUGACAUGUUGCUUAGUAAGAAAUACCCCAGGGAAUGUAAACAUGCUUAAAAAAAAGCCUAGGCAUUCCACACUCCAGCUCGUAGCAUAGCACUAAAGGGUAUAAUGAGCCUGUCAGUUAAUGUGAACUGCUUAUAGAUAUCAUCUGUUACUAUCCUUAACCCUCUGUGUCUGUCAUUACGAGUAAAUCAACUAUAUACAUCUAGCAAGGGUAACUGGCCUAGCAGUAUGUCCACCAGUGUACUCAGCCCAUGCCACAGGAUGAGAUGUUAUGGCAUGGGGAAGCCAGUCCAUCGGGCCGUGGGGGGAAACCAGCCUGCCCCCUACUUGGUUUGGCAUCCACUUUGUUCCUCUGGGAUGUCCUCUCUGGCCAUAGGAUCGUUUGACCUUCCAUGUUGCAAUCCGCCGCCAGCAGGUCGUGGACUUGUGUCGCCUGAGUACCACGUGUUUUCGGCCUGAGGCCUUAACGGGAGCUCAUGCCAUUUGACCAUUGAUACCAUCAUCAGGAUUGUGGGCUCAAGGUUCCACCAAGUCCCGGUCGUUCCCCCUGGUGUAUGGUUGGCGAAGGAGAGGUACCUCCAGGUGAGCACCAAGCCCAGAAGAAGGGCGAGCGGCCAAGACAACAGCAUUGUCCACUCGUGUGGCGGCAUGUGCUGGGGCUUUUCCCCAGACAAGUCUCCAGCUCUGACGAGUGCUUUGUUGUAAGGACUGCCGUCUUGAGCUGUGUGGCAGGGGUCGUAGGCGUCUGUUCUGCACGGGAUGCAAUCUGGCACCAGAACGCUGUAUAGAUCCUGUCAAAGUCGGCUUGGAAUUUGGCUUCCCAAUUAGUCACAGGUAGCUUCCCUGCUGUUUCGGCCAUUUUGGUUGUGGCCCGGGAGUGAGAUGUGGCAGCACAGGCUGACAGGAUGUCUGUUGUACAUGAUUGCUUCUUCCCCAGUGGGUCCGGGACCGGGAUUUCCUCCACCAGUCUGGGGGGGGGGUUCAGCUGUUAGCCCAGUGGUCCCAGAUUGGAAGAUCGGUCAUUUCUUCCCUCCGUGGGAUCCGCCAGGUGAGUAGGCCUCAGGAGCUGAUUCUGGCCUUGGGUCGGUGGACGUGACAUCCAAGUUGCCUGAGAGGGCUCCCCGCCAGUAAGUGGUGGUUAAGUGUUCUCGUUGAUAACUGUUUUGGGGGUUGCACUUCAAUCUUGUACUGUGGAUUGCUUGGAUUGUAUGAGGAGCUCGCCACAAACACAUCUGUCGGCCAUGCUGGUUAGGCCCGCCCUCAAGGUAUUGAAAGUUAAUUGGGGACAAGCUCCCUGAAAUCAACCUUUUCAUGACCAAGUAGCAUAUGAGCUAUAUGUCUCUGUAUAGACCUUGUUAUCCCUGUUUGCAUCAUACACCAGUACAGCCACUGAUUAUACAAGCUGUACACUCAUCCUACCUCUCUCUUCCUGAUACUUAACACUAGCAGUGCUCGAGAGAACCAUCAAAUCAGUCAUUCAGUUUAUGCUAAAAUUAUAUUUGUAAUGGGAUCUGUUCACUAGAAAAUCAAUUGCAAUGAAUGGAAAAACUGAAUGAGAACAUCAGGUUAAAAUAGCCAAGCUGUAGAGGUGGUGUGUUUUUUUUUUUUUUGUUUUUUUUUUGUUUUUGUUUUUUAAAUUGCAUAUAUUGAUCACUUUGCAAUUAGUUUUUUUUCUUAAUGCACUACAAAUCUGUUUGGAGCUACACUUUCAAAAAAAAAGUGCCAAUUGUAGUGUAAUGAAAAAUAGUAUGAAACAUUGAAUUUGAUUUCAGAUCAAUACACUAUUUUCCAUUUUUCUGUUUUGGCCUAAAAUUCUGUUCUGUUAUAUUCUCAGGUAUGUGAAGGAAGGUGAUUCUGUGUCCCAGUUUGACAGUAUCUGUGAGGUUCAAAGUGACAAAGCUUCAGUGACCAUCACCAGUCGCUAUGAUGGUGUUAUCAGAAAGCUGCAUUACAAUGUGGAUGACAUUGCGCUGGUGGGAAAGCCUCUUGUAGACAUUGAAACAGACGUUGUGAAAGGUAUGCAAGCUAAUGUGGCAAAUAUCAUUUUAUAUAUAUAUAUAUAUAUAUAUAUAUAUAUAUCUAUCAUAAAAGAAGAAGAUAUGGGCGCUCUAUGGUAAAGCUCUGUAGGCCAGGUGCUUAAUUAUUUUUUUUUUUUUCCUUUCUGGAUCACUGAAAUUCUAGCCUAGUUUAAUUUAAUUUAAUCUAUUACUAUGGUUAUGAAAGGACAAGCUGUAUAUCUGAUUAUUUUCUGUAAAGACACCUUAUUCGUUUGUGUCCAGGUGAAUAUUUGUCCGUUUGGGAAAAUGUAAACUCUACCCUGUACCUACAGUUAUGUUAGGAACAAAAUCCAUGAUGAAUAUAGAAGUGUCAAUCAGUUCUCUCCUUCACAUUUGCUAAAUUAAGCUUGCUACUCCUGUGAUAAGUAUUCAGCAGUUAAUGUGCUUAGUAUGUUUUCUGCACAAUACAUUGUGAUCCCUUUUUCUUAGACCUGUGUUGUUGUUAUUUCCAGAUGUGACACCUGAAGAAGAUGUUGUGGAAACCCCUGCAGUGUCUCAUGAAGAACACACACAUCAAGAAAUAAAGGGACACAAAACUCUGGCCACUCCAGCUGUCCGACGACUAGCAAUGGAAAACAAUGUGAGCUUUGCAGCAGACUAUAUAUUUCCAUAAAAUGGGAAAUAAGGUUAUUGGAGUACCUUAGAAACAAGAAAAAUAUACUUCAUGCUGAGCUGCUGUGUACCUCAAAUCACUGCUGCUCUUACGAUGAAUGCUAUCCGUAGAAACAAAAAAAAAAAAAAGGGAAUAAGCUCUUCAGGCUGCAAUGUGCACACCGGUGUUACAAUACAGUUUUAUCGAGGAACAUACAUAACACAAACGUUUUGAUACCACACAGCCCUUUUCAGUGCAACAUCCAUUGAAAAAGGGUCUGUGGACUAAAAGUUUAGGCACAAUAUGGGAAAUAAGUCAGCGUUAUUCAGAUAACCAUAGAUAACAAGGGAGAAAUAUGGCGCUUACUGGAGUUCCAGCCUGAGAUGAGCACUGUCAGACAACAAUUGGAAAUUGAAAACAACAAAAAUGAACUUGGUUUUACGGUUACAGAGCCCAUAAAAACACAUUUAUUUAUACAAUGAGAGAAACCACAAAAAAAACAAAACAUUUUAGGCGUGAAUAACUUAAUCAUGUAUAUAAUUGAUUGUUUCAAACCAAGAUGUUGUAUUUUGUGGCUACAAGCAUCACAUAAUUACUUUUUAUGGUCACUCUACUAGGUGUAAAGUGAACCAUUUCUCAAUAUUGGCAGAUUUAUUAGUGUAGGUGGGUAAUGCUAGGGCAACCAUAGUUUUCUCUUCUAUGGAGAUGGUUUUAAGAAGAAACCUUGCAAGUCUGCAUUAAAAUAAUUGGUACCCAACAGAACACACUUUUUUAAAAAGAUGCUAACUAAAGAGGCAACCAUAGUGGUUUGCUUGUCAUUACGGCUGGCUUUGAGCUGUGCCAUGCAACCGGUGUAUUUUUUUUUUUUUUAUUCUUAGCCAUUCUACACAAAUAUAUCUUCAAAUUAAUAGGAUAGAGACAAGUGUUUUCAGCAAUCCCAAUUUCAUGUUGGAAGUUGUAAAAACCUACCUGUUAAGUGCUUAUUUUUGUUCCUACCCCCCAGAUAAAACUUAGCGAAAUUGUCGGUACUGGAAGGGAUGGUCGCAUCCUUAAAGAAGACAUUCUUAGCUUUUUAGCCAAGCAGACUGGGGCCAUACUACCUCCCUCUCCCCAACUGGAAAUCAUACCUCCUCCCCCAAAAGCAGAGACUCCCAAGACUGCUGAGCGAGAGAAACUCACCAGAACUCCUGCUGUUCUCACCAAACCUACAGUAUUUACUGGAAAGGAUGUCACCGAACCUUUGAAAGGUAAGCGGGAACCUUGGGAAAAGGUUUUACUCCUAGCAUAAUAAACAGGCUUCCCUCGUGCAGUUAGUUACCUUACUUUUAGAAUAGUUGUUUAGAAAAGUGAAUUUGAAAAUUAAGGCCCAAGUAGUCAAAUUGGAAGCAUAGUCGACUUGGAGAUUUUAUUUCAGUUUGGCUAUUUUGUCCUUGUAUUUUAAUUCUUGACUAUGAUCGCUUGUUAAUAAUCCUGUCAGGGAAUUAAAUGGGAAUUCAAAGUAAAUUUAAAGGAACACUAUAGUGUUAGGAAUACAAAUAUGUAUUAGCUGACUAGGGCCUAUUCCGUUGCGAAUAAAUGGUUAAUUAACCAUUUAUUUGCUUACCUUAAUCUGGCGGCAGGCUCCCUUGACACUGGUGACCUCUCCUCCUCCAUUGUCGUCAACUCCCGAGUGGAGCCAAAUGCGCAUUCGCAGCCAGAGGCGCGUGCGCAUUCAAACCCGCCCAUAAAAAAAGCAUUACUCAAUGCUUUCCUAUGGGGAUCUUUUUUGGCGCUGGACUCCAUGAGGACGUCCAGCGUCAAAUAAGUGCAAUUUACUCUGUGUAAAUCGUGGAGAUUCUGCAUACUUUUAUCUACAGUACAGGGACAUUAUUUGAUUGGACAUUUGAAAUACUAUUGAUUUCGUAAUGUUAAUAAUAAGUUUAUAUUUCACAGUAGCUAGUAAACCGGAUUUUCUCCUGCAUCUGAAUCUAGUACCAUGAACCAUAAUCGGUCUCCUUUGUUUAAAUGAAGGGAGUUUUAAAACCAGACCCAAUGUCCUUUUGCUUCUAGUGACUGAUUUGUUGCUUUUGUCUUAAAAUGUAAACAUAAAUUAUGACUUCUAAAACCAAGCUAUUUCGAGACACCUAGUCCGUGAAAAUCUAAAAUCCAUUUUACAUAAUAUGUUUUCAUGGACGUCCGCAGGAAUUGUAAUGACAUCCAUGCUUGGCCCCUUUUUGACAGUGUCCUGAAGGGAAGGGGCAUAGUCAUUAUCACAUAAAGCCAGGGUGAAUAGCGUAUUCACAACUAUUCUGUCAGGAAUAUAUGUUUGUAUUCCUGACACUACAGUGUUCCUUUAAGCAAAUUAAAGGACCAUUCUGGUCACCAUAACAACUUCACCUAAAUGAAAAUGCUAUGAUGCCAGGAAGCCCCUGGGUGCUCUCUUUCCUUUAAGGGGUUAAACCGUUCUCAAAUGUUUUAACCCCAAAGGCUCUAGCUCCAGGUCGCGCAGUGGUAAUAUUAAUAUAUAUAUAUACACACACAUACAUAUAUACACCAUGUUUGUAUAUAUAGCUUCUUAUGUCUUGCAUGGUUUUUAUAACCAUGCAUACAACUUAUUAACCUACGGUUAAAUUAGCCACUGUGAAAAAUAAAUUACUUCAAUUAGACUUGGUCAUAACAAAAAUACUUGAUGAUAACCUUGCAUAGAGAUUGCACAAGAAGGGAGUCCAGCCUCUUAUACUUUUGGGAUGGUUUUUGUUCCUUUUCUGUGUCCUAUCAGCUGACAGGCAGGUGCUCUUCCAUGGGUGAAACCCAGAGUCUAAACAACAAGCUUCUUGUGACUGGUUACUAGGACCAGAAACAAGAAAACACUGGAAGAUCGAAAAGCAAAUAAGUAAAUAUGACCAAUAAUAAGAUGAAUCAUAAAAAUCUAUAGAGUGUUCAUAUAUGGAACAAAGUGAAUAAACGUAGCCAAAUGGCUAUUUUCCUGUCUAAAAAGGACUCUUAUGCAUUAAUUUUGUUUGAACGCAGGACUUUAAUAUAAUCAACUAGAAUUGUCCAUGUCUAAAACAUAUGCAUAAAAUUCAAAGAGCCUUAUAGUAAACUCCUGUGGUCUAAAGAGAAAAAAAAAUAAUAAUAAUAAAUACAUCAAGUCAACAGAUCAGACUUAAUGGUAGCUGAAAAAGUAUAGUAUAACUACUAAGUAGCAAAGAUAAAGAGGGUCAAAAAGAUCCCUCUAAUAAUAGUAUCCAACUACUGUUGCUACAAAAUAGCCUAUAUAGAGUACAGAUGAAUGAGCAAUAGAAAUAAAACACUUGCCAAUUAGCAAAAAACCGUAACUCUGUGAAUAGGAUAUGUAUCAAAUACCAACUUAUUAACUUGUCAGCUAAGUGCUUGCUGGUAUAUGAACUUCUAUCGCAAAAAUAUUAUAUAAUUACCAUAGUCCGUCUCCAGGCAAAUAGCCAUCAAAUAAAUAUAAUAAUAAUAAUCACAAUAGACCACACAUAUAGGAGUGACAGGAAAAGAAAGAAAAUUAAAGUGUUAGAAUAAAAUCAUGCUAAUGUGCAGAACCAUACUUAGAGCGUUGGUUACCUGCACAUAGUGAUACAGUGCCCUAUAAGUGAGAAAGAGUGAAAAAGUGAAGGAAAAAAUCCUUCAACCCGACGCGCCUUUCGGUGCUAUAGUAGUGCACCUUCGUCAGGGGCUAUAAUGAGUAGAACGCAAUGGUGAGAAGGAAGCCAUUAUCUCUCCUUUGGGAUGUUCUGCAGUUUAAUCACUAGUUAGCAUUUCAGUCAUAUUUAAUAUUUUUUUUCUGACUGUUUUAUUAUUCACUGUUGUAUCUCCUUACCUUCUUCUCACUUUAAAAAAAAAACAAACAAAAAAACACUUUUUUUCUUCUAUUCCUUACUGAAGACUUGGCUGUGCCAUGGCCUGGCAUGAAAAUAAAUCUUGUCUUAACCAGGAUUCCAAACCACUCUCAUAAAAUCAUCUUGUCCUUCAGCAAUACUGUCAUUUUGAGAGCUGUGUGACAUAGACCAGGGUGGUCCCCAAAGACUGCCCCCCUCGUUUGUCAUAUUGAUAAUAUGGCAUUAGCACGUCAUCAUUGUCAGGGUCUGUUUCUUCCAGCUUGGAAGGUUGUGAUUGGCUGAGAGUGUUGGGGUGGCUUAGCACGACACUGUUAGACUAUCAAUGACAUUCAGGUUGGACAAAGUCACCAUUGAUAAUGUGAAAGGUUCAAAGCUAUGUUAUCACUGCCUCUAUGGAGAGGAAAAUCUCUGACAUAAACCAGGGCUUUUCUUGGUGCCCAAAGUUUUCCUAAAUGGUUUGACAUUAAAGUGUAUGACUAAUAUAAAAAUUAAAUCAGUCACCUGGUGCUGCAUGGUCCACAGCAUCAGAUCCAACCCACUGUGCACAGAAUAGUGUAUCCACUCAAUGGGUGUGUUAGGGUAACUUUAUUCUACCCAUUCAGGGCUUUCAGCUCCAACUCAAGCCACACUGGCAAUCUGUAGAGCAUGUGUGGAAUCUAAUGCUUGUGUAAACAGAUAAUUAAAUCUAGCUUGAUAAAUAAAGACUGAGAAUUCUCAUCAUAGAAUAAAACUAAUUUUUUUUAUUUUUGGCAGUUAGGGAGAUUUUUGUAAUCCUAUUUUACUGUAUUGGUCUAAACAAGUGAAAAAGUAACAAACUUAUGAAAGGUCACAAAUGAGAGGUUUGAGAGGUUUACAAAGUGAUUUACACCCUCCUGUUUUAAAGAACAUUGUCAGAUCAUAUUUUUAUUCCAUUUGUUUUCUUAGUUAUGUGUAGUUUCAAGUGUCAUGUCUGAUAUGAUAUCCAUGUAUUUUCUGCAUAUAACACUAUUUUUAAUAAUGGCUCAGUGAGUUUCUUCACAGCUUGUGAUAUCCAUCAUUGAAUGAUGAUGACCUUCAUGUGAUAUGACAUCAUUCAGAACACUUGGAGGGUUAUACAGUGCACUCCCCAAUAAAAGGGGACCUGUUAUCCAGCCCUCAAACCACUCCUGCUCUUUAGAAAGGGCAUGACAUUCCAUCUGUACAUUGUGUUACCGUUUUUUUAUAACAAAUCUAUAGAUUUGGAGAAAAACCUAUUAUUUAAAAUGGGAUUUUCUCCCACAUGCCGAUCAAUUAUUUGGCAUAGACUCUCACAGGUGGUCCUUCUGCUCUCUACUCAUAGCAACCACAGCACAUUCUCUGUGUGCUGGCUAGGGACUAUAGUGGUGUCACUCUGUUCAGACACCGGCAUGCUGGUCACAAAGCUAGUUUGUCGGCAUCAUGGAGCAGGUUCUUAAGUCCAUUUUUCAGCAGAGAAUCUAUGACCAAGAAUUGCUUGGCAGGGAGAGCAGAUGGGACCUCCCACCUGCUGCUCUCCACCAAUAGAGUGUGCUGAGUGUCAGGUAAUUGCCUGAAAGACUCCCUCAAAAUGAGAUCCAAAUGGCACCAUUUAGGUUGGGGGAAAAAACUUAAUAAAUCAUUUGAAUUAAGCUGAGGCCCAAGUUAGAAAUAUAUCACUCCUUUGCCAUAAGUACGUGUACUAUAAUUGUAUAGAGUUUGGGCAACAAGGCCACAGAACUACAUGCACAAGUCUGUAAUUCAUCUCAAUAACAACUUGAUUGGCAAAAAAUAAUGUUUAAGGAAAGUGUUUUCCAUUAAUAUUUUCCUUUUCAGCAAUAGAGGAAUGCAUAGUUCGUGUUAGUGUUUACUUAUUUUUUUCAAACAAAAUAAUUAUUUCAUUGAAACAAAAAUGUAUUUAAUAGAAAUGUAUGUAUUUUUGCCAUGUCUGGCUUUUUUUGUGUGUGUUUUAAUAUGGAGAGGGUUUAUUGGUGAACCCAGUUGUUCCAAUGCCAUUGAAGCACCUUACUAUGUCCAAUAAGCUAUGUGUCUUAUACUUUAGUCUCUGCAAAAUUAACUUUUUCAUACUUUUCUCUUUUGCACAUUUCCAGUGUGUUUGCCUCUAAUCCACACUUGCAGGUCCAUUGCCCUCCUUUACUCUAUCUGUCCUUUCUUUUUUUAAGGGUUCCACAAGGCCAUGGUAAAGACUAUGUCCGCAGCCCUGAAAAUUCCUCACUUUGGGUAUUGUGAUGAGGUGGACAUGACAAAGCUUGCUGAACUUAGGAAGGAUCUAAAACCUAUUGCUGAGGCUCGUGGUGUUAGUCUGUCCUUCAUGCCCUUUUUCCUGAAGGUAAGCGCACAUGAAUCUCUUGCAUUCACAAAGACUAUAAAAAGCAUUAUAUCUGUGUUGGUACCUAGAACGCCCUAAAGGUUGUUGCUGUAACCCAGAUUAUCAUUCCACAGGCAGCAAGUAUGGGUCUGCUACAAUACCCGAUACUCAAUUCAUCACUGGAUGAGGCCUGCCAGAACAUAACCUACAAGGUAUGCCAUAAUAAUAUCCCUUAUUGUAAUAAACUGAAAAAUUGUUAGGAAGCAAAAAAAGGAAUUCCAUUAAGUAUGUGUGUUUUUGUUUUUUUUCCUUUAUGAUUUUUUUUCUACUUCACCCCUUCUGUAGGCAUCUCAUAAUAUAGGGAUUGCUAUGGACACACAACAGGGCCUUAUUGUACCGAAUGUUAAAAAUGUACAAGUGCGAAGUAUCUUUGAGAUUGCUGCAGAGCUGAACCGUUUGCAGAUUUUGGGGUCCACUGGACAGCUUGGGGCAGGAGACCUGACUGGUGGAACAUUUACCCUAUCCAACAUUGGAUCGGUGAGCAAGACACACAUAGGAAAUAUAUGUCAACUCAUUAUAGAGAUUAAUUGACAUUUCUCCUCUUUCUUUACAGAUUGGGGGAACAUAUGCAAAACCUGUUAUACUACCUCCAGAAGUGGCAAUUGGAGCCGUUGGAAAAAUACAGGUGAGUUUAUUAUAUUAAGUGUGUGAAUGUAACUAUGAAAUUACCAGUUAUAUCUGUUCUAAAAGCUUAUUAAGCAACCUACAAGUACAUUACUUUAAGGUGGACAGGGAUUCACUGAGUACUUGUUCGAAUUAAUAUUGCAUAUCUUUUUGUGAUGAAAUAUUAUUUAUAGCACAAAUAACACGAAUUGUUCUCAGAAUAAAUAAAAUUUCCAUACAAUUACUUUUGAGAGGUAUGGGGGGAGUUCAGGACCAAGAGAUUAUUCUUCUUAACAUGUUUUUCAAUAUUCUAUACUAUAUGUAUUAGUUUUACCCUUCUUGUAAUUCAAGCUUGUCUCCCUGAAACUAUUUACAGUCCAUGCACCCUAGAUCCUCUUAAUUUCAGAUAUUCAAUUUACAGAUAUUAAAUGUAAGCUUCAGUUCAUAUUAUUCCUUGUGGUAUGUUAUAUCUUUGGCAGAUUGCAUUCUCCAGCUGUUGUUUGACUUCUAUAAUAAUAGCAAACAUAAAACCAGAGGGCAAAGGUUGGAUCUCCCUGGUUAGGGUGAGGGGAAUAAUAAUUCUCACUUGAAACGGGAGAUUUAUUAAGAGGACUAUUUCUGUCCCUAAUCGUGAUCCCCCUAGUUCUAUUUCACUUUUGUAUAUAUAUGUGUGUGUGUGUGUGUGUGUGUAUAAUAUAAUGUCCAUCCAUAUAUCAGGACAGAGUCUCUAAUGAUCAAAAGCAUAGUAAAGUAGUCUUAAUUCUAGCUUAUCAGAGUAGCAGUAGCCCCUGUGCAUGCAUCCAUUUUUUUUGACAAUGAACGUUAAGGAAUACCAUGUUGGCUUUUGAACCACAAUGCAUCAAACACAGUGUCAAACUUUGUCAUAUAGUUUUAAAUCUCUAAUGCUCCAUAGAUGAUAAAAACAAAACAAAAGGACUCCACCGAGCAGUAACAUACUCCUACAGUGGCAUCCACCCCUCCCCUACUGCAAAGUUUGGCCAGGCAGCCAGCACUAUUAAGAGUCCUUGUUCUUCCCAACUUUUCUAUUAAAGAAUUAUGCAGGCCACUUUACUCUUGGGGACAAAAUGCUUUGUAGUCUUGGAAUUUGUGUGUUGACACAAUCCUGUCUCUGAGCUCUGCAGGCAGUUCUUUUCGCUUUGAUUUACUUGCAUAUGCAUAUGCAUUGUGAGACCUUAUAUAGACGAUGUGUGCCUUUCCAAAUUGUGUCCAGUGUAGAAACAUCUCAAAGAUGAUCAAGAGAAAUGUGAUGCAUCUGAGCUUCAUUUCAUCUGUCAUAGCAAAGGGUCUGAAUAUUUAUGUAUGUCAUAUUUACAUAUUUAGUUUUAUUUUUUUGUUCUUGCUUUAUCAUUAUGGAGUAUAAAUGUGAAAAAAAAAUAUAAACAGUUGUAGCAUAAGGCUACAACAUACAAAAUGUGAAAAAAGAAGGGAUAUAAAUACUUUCUGAAUUUUAUAUAAUAUGUAAAAUGUAUUUUUAAAUUUUUUUUUUUUUUUUCAAUAAAUCAGCAAUGGGGUUUGUAAUUUGAAAACACGAUACAGCACUUAAUGCUCUUUGGAUUCUCUUAAUCAAUAGGUUCUUCCAAGGUUUGAUGCCAAGGGCCAGGUGGUGAAGGCUCAGAUCAUUAACGUUAGCUGGUCAGCGGAUCAUAGAAUUAUUGAUGGUGCAACUAUGUCUCGAUUCUCCAAUCUGUGGAAAUCCUACCUAGAGAACCCAUCUUCCAUGCUUAUGGAUCUAAAAUGAGAAUGGCAUUGACUCAUGGCUACUGCAGAGAUGGAAAUGGCACAAUCUUCCAGUUUUUGGACACCGACUUGGAGAAUGCUUCAGCCAUGGAGAAUACUUCAGCCUGCAGUCCCAGACAAACUAAUAGGGAGCAGGGUUUCUACAUCAAGGAAGGCUAAUACAAAAUAAGAUAUCCUGAAAUUCUAAUCCUUUCUCUACCAGAGCAGCCGUGAUUUAAAUACAGUAGGAUUGCUAGGUAAUACAUGCAUAUGGUGGUGAAGGGCUUAAUGUGAUCAGCAGUUUCUCAAGUGUAGUGAAACUGUGAAAACCAUGUACAUGCAAGAUUUUGAAGAAUGAAAAGAGCAGAACUAGCUGGUAGGAUCCUGUGUUUGAUCUCUUGUUAUCCUGCAAAGCAAUACUAUGCCAUACUGCAGCUGUAUUGAAAAUCAUGUUUAAAUCAGUGUGGAUCUAAUUAUUGUGAUGAUCUAGCACAAUUAACAGUAAACACAAGAGGCCUGAUGCAACUGGCAGGGAAAAGAUAAGAUUAUAAUGAUGUGGUUUUUUCCCCCCUGGUUAUAUUGGGGCAUAUUAUCAAGUGGACUUGGGAGCAAUAGCGACCUUGAGCUCAUGGGUCAAUAUAUGCGGAUGACAUCUUUCACAAAAGACUCUUUCUGGCUGUUACACUACAUAAAGACCGAUACUUACUAUGAUUUGUGCAGAUUACAUGUAUGUUUUAGAAAAUGAAAGAAAUGUUUUAAAUUGUUGUCCUGGGCAAAAGACAUUUACACUCCACCAACCCAACCAAUACUGUUGAAAUUUGACUUUGCAUAUUAAUAAAAACUGCGAUUAUUGGCAUAUGUGGACAUUUUUCCUAAGCCCUCCAAAUGUGAGUAAUAAACUGCAGAUAUGUAUGUAUUUCAUAUAAUUUGAAUUUGUUUAUUCAUUCAAUUGGGUUUUAAUAUAAAAAAAUCAGCCAUGUAUAACUUUUGUUGUACAUUUACUAAGCAG